GGGGGUGGCGGGCCGGGCCAGGCCGGGCGGUCCCCGGGGCCGGGCCGCGGCGGGGGCGGGCAGUGCCGGGCAGUGCCGCCGCGCAGCCCGGACGGCGGGGCAGGUUUUCCCUUCCACACCACACAAACUCCCCCGUGAAUUCUCUCCUUCCGGUGGUGACUCACAGAUCUACUCCUCUUUUGUGUCCUUCCCGUCUUGGGGUAUGAGUCACUCCAUCUGACAGUAGGCUUCUACCAGAGGCACCAAAUCCAGCCUGUUACUUUCUCCUCCAGAGACAGAGGAGGGAGGGAGUCACCUGUGGAGAUGGAUAAGACCAACUGAGAUGAGAAUUACUGUACACAGAUCAGUCGCUCCUACAGUGUAGUAAAUUGUAACUUCUUACCUGAAGAAAUCAGCACCAAUUAGGAAAUGGCCAAAGUUGAAAGGUUUGCUUUUCACGUUCCAAGUCUGGAGGAGCUUGCUGGGGUUUUGCAGAAAGGGCUUAAAGAAAAUUUUGCUGAUGCUCAAGUCUCUGUUGUAGACUGUCCUGAUCUGACUCAGGAACCCUUCAACUUUCCUGCUAAAGGAAUCUGCGGAAAGCCUAGAAUAGCAGAUGUGGGAGGUGUUCCUUAUCUCAUACCUGUUGUACAGAAAGAAAAAGUUUAUGAUCUAAAUGCAGUUGCAAAAGACAUAGAGCUGCCUGGAGCUUUCAUUCUUGGAGCUGGAGCUGCUUCAUCUAAGAUUCUUGGAGUAAAUGCUGAGCUUAUCCCUAUUGUUCAAACUAAGAGUGAAAAAAAGCCUGCUGUAAAUGGGAGCUACAUUGCUCAGAUAAAUCCUGCAGAUAAAGGGUGCCUGCUUGAGAAGUAUAGCAGUAAAUACACUGACUGUGAGUUUGGGCUGUUGGCCAACCUUUAUGCCAGUGAGGGCCAACCUGGUAAGGUCAUUGAAGUGAAAGCCAAUGGAAGAACUGGGGAACUUAACUUUGUGUCUUGUCUGAGACAAAUUUUAGAGAAACACUAUGGAGAAAAGCCUGUUGGGAUGGGUGGUACAUUUAUCAUUCAGAAGGGGAAGGCAAAGAUUCACAUUAUGCCUCCAGAAUUUUCUGCUUGUCCUCUGAAUACUGAUGAGGAUGUGAAUAACUGGCUCAAAUUCUUUGAAAUGAAGGCUCCCCUGAUUUGUCAGCCGGUAAUAGUUUCCAGAGAUCCAGGCUUUGACCUGCGCCUGGAGCACACCCACUGUUUCAGCCACCACGGGGAUGGAGGGCACUACCACCAGGACACCAGCCCCGACAGCGUGCACUACCUGGGGUACCUCCUGCCCGCCGAGCUGCUCUUCCGCAUCGACAGGCCCCAGGAGACGCACCUCGUCGGGAGAGACUGAAGCGGGGAGGUGCUGGCGACGGCAUCGCGAUUUGACCUUUCUGAAAUACAAAUGCCGGUUUUUGUAACGCUUUUAAUCAUGCACAUCUAUCAGAGUCGAGAAUAAAUGUGAGAGCAGUAAA
Aquila chrysaetos chrysaetos is the source of this 1480-nucleotide messenger RNA. RefSeq names its product chromosome 19 C11orf54 homolog (gene BKGD). Bases 409 to 1359 code for a protein of 316 amino acids. The record is from RefSeq and is a predicted model, not a curated record. The transcript has 11 exons. Lineage: Eukaryota; Metazoa; Chordata; Aves; Accipitriformes; Accipitridae. Gene Ontology annotation, molecular function: zinc ion binding; hydrolase activity, acting on ester bonds. Gene Ontology annotation, cellular component: nucleus.